UAAAAAUAUAGAAUUAAUUAUUUUAAAAAAUGGCAAACAUUGGUGGAAGACAGGAUGGUGAUUUGCCCGAAGAAUUUCAAAGUUUUAUUCAAGUAAUGUCACAAAAGGGAAUUUACCCGGAUGCCGAAUUUAAAGCUGCUAUUGGUUGUAUUACUGGUCAUCGCAAUGUCACGGAAGUUACACGUGAUUUAAAUAAAGCGUUAGCUGAAGUCGAAAUGACAAUCCAGUCAUCAAAGUGUGAAAUUACUGGUGUGAAGCACUGGGUAUUUGCCAGCACUACCAUCGAUGAUGACAAUGAUCAAGUUGAAGUAGAACCUAAUCACGAUGAAGACACUGAUCAAGAAAGAGACGGUCUUUUGUUUACAAAAGGAAAGCUCGAAUUACUCAAAAUGAUAAUAAGUGUUAUAUUAUCUCGUAAUGAUAAUAAUUGCAUUUCUAAAAAUGAUUGCAUCAAUUUAGUUAGCAGUAUUAAGACUAAAUUGUCUCGUAGCAGCGUUGACAAGUUUAUAAAGCAGAUGAUUGACGGACGUUGGUUAUUUUAUUUGGAUGGAAAUGUUUACCUGGGAGUAAGAGGUAUUGUUGAAUUGAUGCCUUAUUUAAAAUCUGAGAAUCCAAAUCUUAAAACUUGUCAAUUGUGCAAACAGACUGUCAUUUUCGGUCAAUUGUGCCAGAAAUGUGAUAAAAAAAUGCACAUAUAUUGUUUAGCCAAGUACUUUAAGAUAAGCGGGAAACACCAGUGUCCCGGUUGUGGGCAUAAUUUACAGGUUAACAAUCAAUUUAUGGCUCGUUAUUCCAACGAUGAUGACGACCUUGAGGAUCCAAGUAUCCAAAGUAGCCAAAGUAGCCAAAGUAGCCAAAGUACCCAAAGUAGCCAGUUUCGUGUCAGUCAAUCCCAAGAACCUACACCUGGACCCUCAACUAGCCGUCGUAGUCGCCGCCGACGCAUAGAAGAUUAACGAGAAUAAACAAAAAAAAUAAUAAAUUAAUAUCAAUUACUUUUAAGAAAAAAAUAAAAUUUAUUUUUUGUUACUUAU
Messenger RNA from Cotesia glomerata, 1034 nucleotides. It is a transcript of the gene Nse1, whose product is annotated as non-structural maintenance of chromosomes element 1 homolog. Gene Ontology annotation, cellular component: Smc5-Smc6 complex; nucleus. Gene Ontology annotation, molecular function: ubiquitin-protein transferase activity. Gene Ontology annotation, biological process: double-strand break repair via homologous recombination; DNA damage tolerance. The record is from RefSeq and is a predicted model, not a curated record. The transcript is spliced from 5 exons. Lineage: Eukaryota; Metazoa; Arthropoda; Insecta; Hymenoptera; Braconidae. Bases 30 to 956 code for a protein of 308 amino acids.